This is a messenger RNA of Verticillium alfalfae VaMs.102, 492 nucleotides long. RefSeq lists its product with no specific name. Lineage: Eukaryota; Fungi; Ascomycota; Sordariomycetes; Glomerellales; Plectosphaerellaceae. The transcript has a single exon. Bases 1 to 492 code for a protein of 163 amino acids. The record is from RefSeq and is a predicted model, not a curated record.
AUGUCUAGGUCCAGUGACGACCUGCAUGUCCAAUCCAGCAGCACAGCCAUCUCGGACCGUUCCGAAAGAACAGUCUACAACCAUCACCGCGGCCAGUCCUGGCACGAUAGGACUUUACAGGUUGCUCAAAGGAUCGCCAAACAACAGAUCGUCCUCGACACUGACACUGCCAACCGGAAGAAAGCUAUUCGCAGGCGCACCGACGAUAAAGAAGCUUCUAUCCUAGCUCCGGCCUCGACAAGCGCCUCACUCCGCGCAGGCGACUCUGUCAGCGCACACGAUUCGGUCAGCGCUCGCAGGAAGAGAUCCAUCUUCCUUCAGAACGCUCUUGGGAAGCUCAGCCAGCACUCCGAUCUUAGGGUACUUCGCCAGCCCAUCGUCGAGCAGCCUGACCCUUCGGCGCCCGCGACCCGGCGCAUUCAGGACGACGCGGCGACCACUCGAGCCCGCAAGCAGACGAUCGAGCCCGAAUCACCUGAGGCUGCUGUCUAG